AUGCAGUUUGUUUACCCAGAGUUAAAUAAUUUAAACUAUGAAGGAAUCAGUGGUAUUCCUGCGAAAGUGUUUUCAUGUAUUCGAACUACUUUUGAACAUGAAUAUGAAUAUUGUUAUUAUUUAAGAUAUACAACAACUACACCCAAAGUUGUUAUUAUUGUUACAAAGGAAUACAACACUUUUUUCCUUGAUUUAUUGAGGGCAAUGUUAAAUAUAAAGGAAUUUUUAAAUCCACCAUUAAUUCUUCAGCGAUGUAUGACGCUAACAAAUAAAGAACUUAAAAAAUCAUUUAUUACAUUAGGUAACUUCCAAAUAACUAAUAAACAACCAAAUUAUGUUAUUGAAACAAUUAAGGCAUUUGGAGUUAAUACAUUUGUUGAUAUUGUAUUUAAGAUGCUCCUUGAAGAACGAUUUAUUUUUCAUAGUUGUACUCCAGAAACUAUUCAUCCAACUAUUCAGGCAUUUCUUAAUGUUCUCCAACCGUUUAUGUGGCAACACAUUUUAAUUCCAAUAUUACCUCUUUUUCUUUCAUCAUAUUUAAGUUCAAUACUUCCAUGUAUAAUUGGAUGUACACGUGGUACUUAUGCUAAUUUUAUGAUGGAAUUUGGUGAAGAUGAUGAUGUUCAUGUUAUAGACAUUGACAAGCACCAAGAAGUUUCACGGUGUAUUCGAGAAAAUUAUUUAGUUAAUAUGCCAAUGGGAAUUUUUAUGGCAAAACUAGAUUUUAUUAUUGCUAAUGAACAAAACUUUAAUGAUGAAGAUGUGAUCAAAUUAUUUAAACAACUAUAUAAGUUAAUGUUGGAGAGACACAGUCAUUUUUUCAAAAAGAAUGAAUCUAAAUUUGAGUUUGCUCAAGAAAUGUUUAUAUCAAGUACAUCUUCUUUUAAGGAUUUUUUGAAACACUUCAGUCAGUCUCAAAUGUUUUUUCAAUUUAUAGAAGAAGAAACAAACAGAUUAAAUUUUAAUAUUCCAAUAUCACCGAUAAUAAAUGAAAUUUUUACUGUUAACUAUAAAAAGUUACAAGAUAUUAGUUCAAUUCAAAGAAGGUGUGGGAGAUGUCUUGAAGAGAUAGUUAAAGAAGAUCCUGUUUUUCAAUACCAAGAUAAUUCAGUCCAUCAUAGACAGUGUGCAAGAUGUAUUAUUUGUAAUAAAUUCAGUGAUAGAAAGAAGUGUUUGUUAUGUGGAGGUAUUAAUGAACCAAUAACCAAACAAGAUAUUACACAAACACCUCAUAACUAUCAUGCAUUACCACCAACUCCUCCAAAACAGCAAAAUUAUCCAACACCACCACCUCAAGAUGAGAUUAUUUUUUGUAAACCACCAGCCCUCCCUCCAAGAAGAAGUGUUUCAACAACUCAAGCUAUACCAACAGUCCCUUCAAGAACGUACCCAACAAAGAAUAACAGUAAACAAUUGGAACAACAAACUAAAAUAACAAGUGGACGUGCCAACUUGUCUUCUAGUCUAACAUCUCCUAGAACUAUUGAAAGAACUGAACCAACAAAUAAGAGACCAUUACCACCUGUACCAAAUAAAAGAACCAAUUUCAAAAUUAAUUAUUAUUAA
Molecule: messenger RNA, 1566 nt
Organism: Entamoeba dispar SAW760
Lineage: Eukaryota; Evosea; Mastigamoebida; Endamoebidae
Exons: 2
Coding region: 1-1566 (521 amino acids)
Biological process (GO): endocytic recycling; endocytosis
Cellular component (GO): cytosol; intracellular membrane-bounded organelle
Molecular function (GO): guanyl-nucleotide exchange factor activity; phosphatidylinositol phosphate binding
Source: RefSeq, a predicted model, not a curated record